CCCUCUAUCAUCGACGACUAUGAUGAUGUAUUGCAAUAUGUUAAUCCCCUCAUUGGCAGUGCGAACGGAGGAAAUGUCUUUGCGGGCGCGUCUCUCCCGUACGGAAUGGCUAAAGCUGUUGCUGAUACGGACUCCGAGAGCAACCAGGGAGGGUUCACACUGGACGGCAGUAAAAUCACUGGGUUCUCCAGCUUACAUGACUCUGGCACUGGAGGUUCUCCAUCUCUCGGGAACUUUCCUCUAUUCCCCUACGUGUCCUGCAAAGACGAUGAGGUCAAUGGCUGCGUCUACCCCAAAAAAGAACGCAAAACAUCUUACGACCCGGGAUCUGUAGUUGCGGAGCCUGGGUACUUCGCGCUAACCAUGAGCUCUGGUAUCCAAGUUGACAUGACCACAUCUCAGCACACGUCGCUAUUCCGCUUUCGUACCUCAUCUAAAGAGCCAUCGAGUCCUUUGAUCUUGCUGGAUCUGACUGAUCUGUCAGAUUCCCGACAAGACAACGGUUCCAUACAUGUGGAUGCAACGACAGGUCGCCUAGCAGGAAAUGCUCGUUUCUUACCAAGUUUUGGAAGUGGGUCUUAUGUUCCAUACUUCUGUGCCGAUUUCGAAAGUGAUGCUGGAAUGCGCGACAAUGGAAUAUUCGUCAACUCGCGAGCAAGCACAAAUGUGAAGAACUUGACAGUCUCCCGGAGCAUCAAUGGCUAUCCUCUCCCGGGUGGUGGUUUUGUUCGAUUUAAUCCACAAACAACCCACACGAUCAAAGCCAGAGUUGGCGUGAGCUUUAUUAGCACUGAUCAGGCAUGUAGAAAUGCUGAGAACGAAAUUCCUACCUUUGACUUUGAUGCCGUCCGAUCAGCAGCAGUCGAGCAGUGGAGAAAAAAGCUCGCUCCUAUCCGAGUAUCGAAGACAGGAAUCAACUCCUCCGUAUUAACCAACUUUUACAGUGGUAUCUACCGGACUAUGAUCAAUCCCCAAGAUUACACCGGAGAAAACCCACUCUGGAAGAGCUCAGAGCCAUACUUUGAUUCCUUCUACUGUAUUUGGGAUUUAUUCCGAUCUCAGUUACCGUUUUUAACUCUCGUAGAUCCUUCGACAGUAGCUAAAAUAGUCCGUUCUCUGAUUGACACCCAGCAGCAUCUAGGUUGGCUCCCAGAUUGCCGUAUGUCGUUCUGUAAAGGUUUCACGCAGGGCGGUUCUAACGCAGAUGUGGUCCUCGCCGAUGCAUUUUUGAAAGGAGUAUCCGAGGGGAUUGAUUGGGAAGCUGGAUAUGCGGCUGUCAAGAAAGAUGCCGAGGAAGAGCCAUAUGACUGGUCAAAUGAAGGUCGAGGAGGGUUAGAGAGUUGGAAAUCGCUCAACUAUAUCCCAGUGGAAGAUUUCGAUUAUAUCGGCUUUGGAACUAUGACGCGGAGCAUCUCCCGCACCUUGGAGUAUUCAUAUAACGAUUUCACUAUUUCUCAGAUGGCCCGGGGUCUCAAGAAGACCGGUGAUGCAGAAAAGUAUGAAGGGACUUCGAGAUUCUGGCGGAAUCUCUUCAGGGCUGAUCAGACCUCUUUCCUUUCCGGAACUGAUACCGGCUUUAAAGGCUUCUUCCAACCAAAGUACCUGAAUGGGACAUGGGGGUUCCAGGAUCCGAUAACAUGCUCUAACAUCGAUACUAGCGGGAGGUCAUGCUCUCUCCAGAACAAUGCAGCGGAGACCUUUGAAUCGAGCAUUUGGGAGUACCAAUUCUUCGUACCCCAUGACAUGGCUGCACUGAUUACUCUUCUGGGUGGUCCCUCCCAAUUUGUCCGUCGUCUCGACUUCCUUCACGAUAAAGGCAUUACGUAUAUCGGCAAUGAACCGGCCUUCCUCACCGUUUUUCAGUACCAUUAUGCGGGGCGCCCCGGAAAGUCGACUUCCCGCGCCCACUUCUACAUUCCACGCUUCUUCGAUCCUAGUCCCACUGGAUUACCUGGAAAUGAUGAUUCCGGUGCUAUGGGCUCAUUUGUUGCGAUGACCAUGAUGGGUCUUUUCCCAAACCCCGGCCAGAACGUGUAUCUGAUUACCACCCCCUUUUUUGAGUCUGUUCGCAUCACAUCCCCCGUCACUGGCCGCAACGCGACCAUCCGUACCGUGAACUUUGAUCCCUCAUACCAAAAUAUCUACAUCCAGUCUGCUACAUUGGAUGGAAAAUCGUACACGAAGAAUUGGAUUGGGCACGACUUCUUCACGCAGGGAAGAGAGCUUGUUCUCGUCUUAGGCCGGAACGAGAGCCAAUGGGGGACUGGGGCGCAGGAUAUCCCGCCGUCUUUGUCAGGCGCAGAGGUGUCUACUUUUUGAUUUUCAGGAUGGGCGAUUCGAGUAGAGCCGAGGAUAUCAGUGUACUUCACACGAGCGUUCAUCGUCUUGGGUGGGUGGUUUUAGGGUCUGGAUUGGCACGUGACAUCCAUGCUUCCAACACCAAUCACCGUUAUAUUGCUAGGGAGAACGAUUUG
Molecule: messenger RNA, 2474 nt
Organism: Aspergillus ochraceoroseus IBT 24754
Lineage: Eukaryota; Fungi; Ascomycota; Eurotiomycetes; Eurotiales; Aspergillaceae
Product: glycoside hydrolase family 92 protein
Exons: 5
Coding region: 106-2319 (737 amino acids)
Biological process (GO): protein deglycosylation; carbohydrate metabolic process; glycoprotein catabolic process
Cellular component (GO): nucleus; cytosol
Molecular function (GO): carbohydrate binding; peptide-N4-(N-acetyl-beta-glucosaminyl)asparagine amidase activity
Source: RefSeq, a predicted model, not a curated record